This is a messenger RNA of Camelina sativa (false flax), 129 nucleotides long. RefSeq lists its product as uncharacterized. NCBI's taxonomy places the organism in Eukaryota, Viridiplantae, Streptophyta, Magnoliopsida, Brassicales, Brassicaceae. The record is from RefSeq and is a predicted model, not a curated record.
AUGGAAAAAAAUAGAGGCUUAUCAUUCAGUCAACAAGAAGAUGAGUUCUUAUGUCGAGUGUAUUUAGAAAUUUCACAAGAUCCAAUAGUUAGCAAUAACCAAGCUUUGCGGAAAUUAUGGGGAAAAUAG